AGCCCCUUCACAACUGACACUGAAGUGAUUGCUGCUUUUUGGAUUGUGGUUGUUUUGGUGCAUGCAGUCUUACAGGAUAAAGGUCUUCAGGAUUUUUUUUUUUUGACUCACGUAUGCGUUACAAAAAGAAUGCAUCUCUACAUGCUAAAAUAUGUUUGUUGCAGGUCGUUGUUUUCCACCUGGGGUAAAACAAGAUAUGUCCACAAAUGUGGAAAAUGAUUCCAUCAAGCUAGUUUCAAAUUUUACCAGAGUUAAUGGAAAUUUGUCGGUCUUGGGAGUCUUUUCUGAAGCAACAUAAAGGUGGUGAAGAACAAACGCAACAUGACGAAGCGAGCUACAACCAAAAAAGUGACAAUGUGAGAAAUGAAGUCUUAAGCCAUAACGUGAGCACCAAGGGCCAACUGGAUGACUCCUUCAGCCAAGACGACCAGAGCCACAAUGUGAGCACCAAGGGCCAACUGGAUGACUCCUUCAGCCAAGACGACCAGAGCCACAACGUGAGCACCAAGGGCCGACUGGACGACGCCUCGAGCCUCGGCGUGAGCGCCAAGGGCCGACUGGACGACGCCUCGAGCCUCGGCGUGAGCGCCAAGGGCCGACUGGACGACGCCUCGAGCCUCGGCGUGAGCGCCAAGGGCCGACUGGACGACGCCUCGAGCCUCGGCGUGAGCGCCAAGGGCCGACUGGACGACGCCUCGAGCCUCGGCGUGAGCGCCAAGGGCCGACUGGACGACGCCUCGAGCCUCGGCGUGAGCGCCAAGGGCCGACUGGACGACGCCUCGAGCCUCGGCGUGAGCGCCAAGGGCCGACUGGACGACGCCUCGAGCCUCGGCGUGAGCGCCAAGGGCCGACUGGACGACGCCUCGAGCCUCGGCGUGAGCGCCAAGGGCCGACUGGACGACGCCUCGAGCCUCGGCGUGAGCGCCAAGGGCCGACUGGACGACGCCUCGGCGUGAGCGCCAAGGGCCGACUGGA
Molecule: messenger RNA, 975 nt
Organism: Syngnathoides biaculeatus (alligator pipefish)
Lineage: Eukaryota; Metazoa; Chordata; Actinopteri; Syngnathiformes; Syngnathidae
Exons: 2
Coding region: 255-956 (233 amino acids)
Source: RefSeq, a predicted model, not a curated record